Messenger RNA from Acomys russatus (golden spiny mouse), 563 nucleotides. It is a transcript of the gene Sh2d1b, whose product is annotated as SH2 domain containing 1B. The record is from RefSeq and is a predicted model, not a curated record. The coding region runs from base 91 to 489 and encodes 132 amino acids. Lineage: Eukaryota; Metazoa; Chordata; Mammalia; Rodentia; Muridae. The transcript has 4 exons.
ACUGCUCUCUCCACGUCCCUCUUCAGAACCACCCCUUGGCCAGGAAGCGGAUCUCAGGUCCACAGGACAGCUUCAGCCUAACAGCCCUCCAUGGAUCUGCCUUACUACCAUGGCCAGCUGACCAAGCGAGAGUGCGAAGCCCUGCUCCUCAAGGGAGGGAUGGAUGGCAACUUUCUGAUAAGAGACAGCGAGUCUGUGCCAGGAGCCCUAUGCCUCUGUGUCUCGUUUAAAAAGUUUGUGUACACCUACCGAAUCUUCAGAGAGAAACAUGGCUAUUACAAGAUACAGACCGAGGAUGGUACUCCAAAACAGAUCUUUCCAAACCUAGAGGAAUUAAUCUCCAGAUAUGAAAAACCAGGUCAAGGAAUGAUAGUCCACCUUUCAAACCCCAUAAUGAGAAAGAACUUCUGCCCAAGAAGGCAAAGACCAACGUUACAGCCAAAUAUUUAUGAGAACACCAACAGUGACUAUGUGGAUGUCUUGCCUUGAAGACUAGGAUGUUGGACAAAACAAGCUGAAGGAGAGAUGGGGGAGCUUUCAGCUGCCACACCACAUCUGCAAGU